UGAUGCAGCCAGGACAGGACCAAUACUAAAUUAUCGACUGAAAAGAAACAAGCAGGAUGGCUUACAAAUCAGGACCACAUUCUUCUUACAAGAAGAUGUUUGGAGGGGACAGAGUCACCUCCAGGACCACCUACUCCAGCCGCCAGUACUCCAUCCCGGUACGCUCCUCCCGGCUGUCCUUCGGUGUCUCUUCCACUCCCGGCAUCUACGCCACGAAGACCCAGAGGCUCCGGAGCAGCGUAGCCAUGCCCCGACUGGCCUCUGAGAACCUGGACUUCUCCCUGUCCGACGCUAUCAACAGCGAGUUCAUCACCAACCGCACCAACGAGAAGGCGCAGAUGCAGUCUCUCAAUGACCGCUUCGCUAGCUACAUCGAGAAGGUCCGCUUCUUGGAGCAGCAGAACAAGAUCUUGUUGGCAGAGCUGGAGCAGCUGCGGGGCAAAGGCACGUCCAGGGUCGGAGAUCUGUACGAGGAUGAGAUGCGGGAGCUGCGGCGCCAGGUGGACCAGCUUACCAAUGAGAAGGCCCGGGUAGAGGUUCACCGGGAUAACCUGGCGGACGACAUUGAUCGGCUGAGAGAAAAGUUGCAGGAUGAGAUGUCCCAGCGGGAGGAUGCAGAGAACAACAUGCAGAGCUUCAGACAGGAUGUGGACAAUGCUGCUCUCGCCCGGCUGGACUUGGAAAGGAAGGUGGAGUCACUGCAGGAUGAAAUCAACUUCCUCAAGAAGCUGCAUGAUGAGGAAAUGCUGGAACUGCAGAACCAGAUGCAGCAGCAGCAUGUGCAGGUGGACAUGGAGAUGGCUAAACCUGACCUGACGGCUGCACUGAGAGACGUCCGUCUGCAGUAUGAAAACCUGGCCUCCAAAAACAUCCAGGAGUCUGAGGAAUGGUACAAAUCCAAGUUUGCUGACCUCACUGAUGCUGCAGCCAGGAACAGUGAAGCUUUGAGAGUGGCCAAACAAGAGGCCAAUGACUACAGACGCCAAGUUCAGGCACUUACUUGUGAGGUGGAUGCCCUUAAGGGAACUAAUGAGUCCUUGGAGCGGCAGAUGAGAGAGAUGGAGGAGAACUUCUCCCUGGAGACAGGUGGUUACCAGGACACCAUCGGGCGUCUGGAGGACGACAUUCACAACAUGAAGGACGAGAUGGCCCGCCACCUGAGAGAGUACCAGGACCUGCUCAAUGUGAAGAUGGCCCUGGACAUUGAGAUUGCCACCUACAGAAAGCUGCUGGAAGGAGAAGAGAGCAGAAUCUCUACCCCUCUGCCAAACUUCUCAUCUCUAAACUUGAGAGAAACAAUGAUUGAUUCCAAACCUCAUGUCGAAACAACAACAACCAAGAAGGUUCUCAUCAAGACCAUUGAGACCCGGGAUGGCCAGGUGAUCAAUGAGUCGACCCACAACCACGACGACAUGGAGUAAAAAAAUUCUCUAUCUUCGCCAAACAAUCAACUAAAGCAAUAAGAAGAAACACAAUUCACUGUGGCUUCAAGCAAGCGAGCAAACCAACAACUCACAAACACAAAAACAGCUUCUAAAAGUGCCUUUGUAUGUGAUGAUCCAGUAAGCCUGUUAGCUGACACACAGACUGUAUUUUGCUUUCUCUACUAUGCUGAAAGUAUCCUCUUUUGUCACUUGUUUAGACACAGUAAUGAAAUCAGCACAAUGUAGAAAUCCUUGAGGUCUACAAAUACCUUUCUUUGUAACCAAAGUAGUAUUUUUGAUCAAUACAGCAUGCACUCUCCAGGAAUUCUGUAUGCUAAAGAUGUCACAAUUGCCUGUAUGCAGCAAUAAACCAUUAAGACUGUAACUCAACACUGUGUGCUAGGUGUUCUACAGCUCAUAUUUUAUCAAUAAAGUGAUGCAGGGUCACAUAAUCCAGAAAAUAUGAAAGGGG
Molecule: messenger RNA, 1896 nt
Organism: Cheilinus undulatus (humphead wrasse)
Lineage: Eukaryota; Metazoa; Chordata; Actinopteri; Labriformes; Labridae
Product: vimentin A2-like
Exons: 9
Coding region: 57-1421 (454 amino acids)
Biological process (GO): intermediate filament organization
Cellular component (GO): cytoplasm; intermediate filament; plasma membrane
Molecular function (GO): structural constituent of cytoskeleton
Source: RefSeq, a predicted model, not a curated record